AUGAAAUCAAAUACUCCAAUCCCUAAAUCAAGCCUAAAAAAGAAAUUAUAUAAUGUUGCUCAAUUUCAUAAAAGGUGCAAAGAUAAUGAUAUCUGCGUCAUUAACUCAACAGCCAUACUUGAUCCAAGACUUGAAAGAGAAGAAAGAAAAAUUAGUAACGAAAAUAUUAAAUUUUUCUCAGGAGCACAAGGAAUUCCUUAUAAAUUUAUAGCAGAAAAUGAAAUAUGGAUGAUAAAAGGAAAUAAUUCUGGAGCACUUUUCGUAAAAAAUUUCAAAGAUCUCGAUUUAUUUAUUCAAAAGUCGUUGAAGAAUGAAAUAGAGUUUAAACCAUUCUCGUACUAUAAGCCAGCAGAUAAACUCGGAGAAGAUCUUUAA
Messenger RNA from Trichomonas vaginalis G3, 375 nucleotides. RefSeq lists its product as uncharacterized. Lineage: Eukaryota; Parabasalia; Trichomonadida; Trichomonadidae. Bases 1 to 375 code for a protein of 124 amino acids. The transcript has a single exon. The record is from RefSeq and is a predicted model, not a curated record.